Messenger RNA from Microthlaspi erraticum, 294 nucleotides. Lineage: Eukaryota; Viridiplantae; Streptophyta; Magnoliopsida; Brassicales; Brassicaceae. The record is from the annotation of a GenBank genome assembly.
AUGGCUCGUUCUCUCUGUCACGCUAAGAUCCUCUCCGUCUUCGUCAAGGAAGAGCUCUCCAACGCCAUCUUCAGACGAGGGUUUGCCAUCGCAGCCAAUACGGCGUCGCAGGGGAGCGUUUCGAGCGCUGAAACCGCUUCUGCAGCGGUGAUGAAGAAGAAAGUCGGGCAAGAGUCAACCGAGAAGGCGCCGUGGGUCCCAGAUCCUAAGACUGGUUACUACAGACCGGAGACCGUUUCUGAGGAGAUUGAUCCGGCGGAGCUACGAGCUGUUCUCUUGAACAACAAGCAAUAA